This is a messenger RNA of Acaromyces ingoldii, 529 nucleotides long. RefSeq lists its product as hypothetical. NCBI's taxonomy places the organism in Eukaryota, Fungi, Basidiomycota, Exobasidiomycetes, Exobasidiales, Cryptobasidiaceae. The record is from RefSeq and is a predicted model, not a curated record. The coding region runs from base 52 to 435 and encodes 127 amino acids. The transcript has 2 exons.
ACUCCUUUGCACAUUUGGAAGGAACAACGGAUCCUCAAAUCACCUUUGAAUAUGAGCUACUCACGAGUCGUCAUGCGUGCUGUCGCGCCCACGAGGCGCUCGGCAACAUCGUUCACACGGUCAUACGCCACCGCUCCUGGAAGCGGAAGCAGCACCAGCGGCAACUUUGGUGGAAACAAAGUAACAGAGUCCAGCCCGUCGACUGAAGGCCGUGGCUCAGUGCAGGCGCGACUAGCGCCCAUCAUCGUAGGCGGCACGGUCCUGGCUGCGCUGGCCUGGAACUUCUUGGUACCGGGAAAGAUGGAAAAGGUCGGCGUUGAUUCCAGCGCGCCCAAGGAGUCUGGUUUGACCGGCAAGACGGCCGGCCACAAGUACAGGUCUUCUGCGUCGGUGCUCUCCGUCACCCCGAAGCAGAGCGAGCAGCAAGAGCAGUAGUGGCAGUAGUGUAGUAGUAACUCGUGUCCGCCCAAGGCUAAUGAUCAUCGAGUCGAAUCUCAAUUCAAAUGAGUCAAGAGAAGAAAAGAUGCAG